UAGGGAGGAGAUGAGUGUCCACAGUGCGCAUGUGUAGACGGCGAUCUGUGCUGCGGUGGAACAGGGGCUGGAGACACACAACUAGAGAGAUGGCGCGGCACCCGACCGGAGCGCAAGGACAGCUGGUUGGCGGUGGGGGGGCUUGAAUUAUAAAGAGAAUCAGAAAAAAAAUAUAUAAAACAAUAAUAAAAAAAAUAAUAAUAAUUUUAAAAAAAUCAAGAAAAAAGGCGGAUUCGGGAAAGGGAGUUUUCUAUUCUGCAAAAGAGCGUCAGAGGUAGGACAAUAAUCAAAUAGGUGAACGUAAGGACAGAGAAGAGGCAAUAGCAAAGGAGGCUACUGCAAGAACAGGGGGAAAGGGGGCAACAAAAGAAAAUUGAACUUUCCUGGACGUGAGGACUUCUGGACAUCAGCUAACCGCGGCAGGUCAGAUAGAUGGUUUGUCCACAGCGCUGCCCGGAUCAUGAACGCACAGCUGUCGAUGGAGAAUAUUGGCGACCUGCACGGAGUGAGCCAUGAGUCGGUGGCCGGUCACGGAGAGCUGCUGAGCGGCCACAGUCCGCAUUCCCGUCCGAGCCCCCGGGGUCUGAGCCACCGAGCUAUGGGCAUGGCGACCCUGCUGGACAGCGGAGACUAUCACCCCGGUCACCCCGGACACCUGCAUCCAGCCAUCAGCAUGUGCGAAGCCCCCCCUGGCAUGAGUGCGAGCAGCACUUACACUACCCUAACUCCCCUGCAGCCCUUACCCCCCAUCUCCACCGUGUCCGACAAGUUUCCUCCCCAUCAUCACCACCACCAUCCCCACCAUCCGCACCACCAUCCCCACCAGAGGAUCCCCGGAAAUGUCAGUGGCAGUUUCACGUUGAUGCGCGAGGACCGGAGUCUGGCGCCCAUGAACAGUCUGUAUCCCGCAUAUCAUCACAAAGAUCCCUGCAUGGGCCAGAGCCUCUCCCCGUUGUCUGGUUCCGGUCUGGCCAGCAUACACACGUCCCAGGCCGGCAUCCCCCCCUACGCCCAUCCCGGUGCCGCCAUGCCUGGGGAGAAGAUGCUCACCCCCAGCGGGUUUGAGGCUCACCAUCCGGCCAUGCUCGGCAGACACGCGGAGCAGCACAUGAGCUCCUCGGCGGGCAUGGUACAAAUCAACGGCCUCCACCACCACCCGCACGCCCACCUUGGCGCGCAGGGGCACGGCCAGGGGCUGGGGAACAGCCGGGAGCAGGCCUCCGGGCCCGGGCAGCAAGGGGGCGGCGGUGGAGGGGGUGGCGUUUCUGGGGGACAGAUGGAGGAGGUGAAUACCAAAGAGGUGGCGCAGAGGAUCACCACGGAGCUGAAGCGCUACAGCAUCCCUCAGGCCAUCUUUGCCCAGCGGGUCCUGUGCAGGUCCCAGGGGACCCUGUCCGACCUGCUGAGAAACCCCAAACCCUGGUCAAAGCUCAAGUCCGGCAGAGAGACCUUCCGCCGCAUGUGGAAAUGGCUGCAGGAGCCUGAGUUCCAACGCAUGAGUGCGCUCAGGCUCGCAGGUGAGCGAAGCCUCGCAUGCAAGCGCAAGGAACAAGACCACGGCCGAAGCGAACGGGGGAGCGUGACCAAGAAGCCCAGGCUGGUGUUCACGGAUGUGCAGCGGCGGACGCUCCACGCCAUCUUCAAGGAGAACAAGCGUCCGUCCAAAGAGCUCCAGCUCACCAUCGCCCAGCAGCUGGGCCUCGAGCUGGCCACAGUCAGCAACUUCUUUAUGAACGCACGCCGGCGGAGCCUAGACAAAUGGGUGGACGACGGCUCUGGUCACCCAGCCAACUCCGGGCCCAACGCCUGCACCAAAGCCUGAAGACGGACUGAAUUGACCAACUCAUGUACUGACUCAACCUCGGUGGAAAAGCUUUAAAACUUAAGAGAAACAAAGAAAAACUUAAAAAAGACCUUGAAGCAACGUUUUGCCCUUAAACCUGUACUAUAUUGAUAUUUAUAGUAUCCAAAGAUGAAAAAACAAACCAAAGACUUCUUGUUUGACCUGCUUUAAAAUGUUUGUUUCAGCAACACAUCUAUGUGUAACAUACUGCAAAAAGACUAUAGUUUUACUCCCCCUCACACACACACUGUCACUGGUCUCUAGCUUUACUACACCCCCUCCUCCCCCCUGCCCACCCAGUAUCAAUCUAUCAUUCGCCAUCCUUAUCUUUAAUCUGAUUGGUUGGUUUUAAUGAUGGGUCCCUAAAUGGAGGUUUAAUCAGCCUAUUGGCAGUCUGACCUGCAGCUGUCCACACCCUUGAAAAACAGCCAGAACGUGGAGCUCCUGGUGGGAUUGGCCAAUCAACUUUAAAGGAAAAAAAAAAUCCUACUGGAGCAACCUGGAUUGUUGUGCAACCUUGUUUGGAUUGGUGGACUUGUCUGUCUGUUUGUCCGUCUGUCCAGCUGUCUGUCUUUCUAUCAAGCAUCCCAGACAGACAGAAAAAUGUCCAUGUGUAGCCUGCUAACCCAAAACCAAACCAAACCAAACCAAACCAAAAAAAAAAAAUCCCUAACCUCAACCCACAUGGUAGUGCUUUCUUCCAACAUGCUGAAGCGUUGAAUACUUUUUAAGAGAUACCAAAGCCUUCUACACCCGGAAGCCUCCCACGCAUCUUAGAAGUAAAACCGCUUGAGAACGUGCUAUGACAUAAUUUGACCAAAGAGUAUAUUUUGAAUAAUCUUUAGAGUAGUUUUACCUCAUCUCCUCCCUUACCUCCUGAGACAGACUGUUAGUUAAAUGCCACAAAGAAGAGAAUGUAACCUCUCGUGGUCCAUCCAACAUUUUGAGUCACGCUUACGACUGCGCCCCCUGCUAAUGGAAAUAUUAUAUGACAUUAAUCUGAAAAUGAACUAUUGAUAUUUGCCUUAGAGAUGCCUUCUUGAAUCGAACAGAUUAUUCCAGUUUUAACGUCUCAAUCAGUCUACUGAAUGUUACUGUAAAUGCUCAUCGUGAGGAUGAGUCAUUACAGAUACGUCCUAUCCUGUAAGACAAAUCCAUUCUCGGGUGUUUUCUCCGCAGAUGGGAAAUCACGAGACGCCGUGUGUCUUUAAACUGUACGAGGGAGACGGACACUUCAUGCUGUGUCACCGCUUUAAUCACGAGCACUGAGCGCCGCUCCAUCGUCCCCCGCGCGCUUUAUACGUGUCUGAUUUUAUCUCCUCGUGAAUAGAUGUCGGGCAGAGGAGAUGAUAUCAACGAUCAAAUCACUUUCCGGCACUUACACGGCAAUGUCAGCUCAUCACCUGAAUAUGAAAGCACCCCCCCUCCCCUCCCCUCACCCUCACCCCCACCCCUUCCUGCCUCCGCGCUCCUGGUAAGCUAUGCAUUUCAGCACUAGGAGGAAAGCACUACACAGGGCUGGCCCGCGGGGCAGCACAACAUUAGAUAUACUACGCUGGCCCCUUCGCCGUCAUCCUCCUCGUGGCCAGGGGUUAGCAGCUCUGCGUUCGCCCAGAACAAGAAAAAGAGGCGAGAGGGAGCUGCUUCUUCAUCUCCGAGAGAAAAAAACCAAAAAGACGACAAGAAACAAACAAACAAACAAACAAACAAAAAAAAACGUGUCAAGACCUGCUGAUGUUUUAUAGUGUGAACCAAAGAUGCUACCUCACUCAAGUUCCAUACGUGAUUUCUAUCACUUUGAUGAUACCAAAGAUAACCAAAGAUUUUUUCUCAUUGCACGGCCUCUACGAGUGGUGUCAAAAGAUGUGUGAUGUAUGUGUCCCCCUAACCCUCCCCUUACCCACCCGUCCUCUCUCUUUCUCCCUAUCCUUUCUUCUCCCCUUUCUCCCCCUCCCACCUGCACUCAACCCAUGCACCCCCUGCUAUGCGUGCUCUUGCUUCAUCUGUGCUCUGAUUACAGCUCCAUAGAUAGUCAUGCUGAUGUAGCUUUAGGCAGAUGUGCUGAUCUGGCCUUAGAUACACACAGCCGGCCGUGCAGGUGCCUGCGGGGUUCAGAUAAAUUGCGAGUAAUGUGAUCGGUCUUUGUGCUCGUUAACAGCAGAGAUACGUUCGUUAAUGCCGCUCUUCUUUGGAGAGAAAAAAAAAAGUAAAAUCUAAAAAGAAAUCCAUGAAAGCCAACAAAUAUUCUUGAAUCGUUUCCAAAUCUGUGUGAAUUUGAUGUCCCCCUCCCCCCCUUCGGCCCUGCCUCUCAGUGUGUAUCUAUCGGCCGAAAACACCGAUCCAACGAACAGGUCAGACAUCUUCACAUGACAACAGGCGGACAGCCUGACAUAGCCAUGGGCAGAAUUGUUGACUCAACUAUAGGCAGACAUGUUCCUGAAAGUAGAAGCAGACGUGUUGCAAUCUUUCUAAAACUCCCAGGACGAGUGCCUUGCUUGAACCAAAGUGUUAAACCGCUGUUGACCUCUCACCUUUGACUCUGUGAAUACCUCAGCCUGUAGAAGGGCCACUGCUGAAGAAACAAGGAAAAGGUUUUUUUUAAAUCACACCGUGGUGCUUUCGCCAGCGCAACCAUGCAAUGAAAACAUACCAAAGGAAUUUUCUUUUCUUUUCUUUUCUUUUUUUUUUUGUGUUGUCCACCUCUACAGAUUAAACCAAAGGUCUUUGUUUCUCCUCUCUCCCGACUCUGACCCCUCCAUCCCUCUUCCCUCUCCCCACCUCUCUCUCUCUCUCUCUGUCUGUCUGUCUGUCUGUCUCUGCUGUGUGUAAGAAGGUCCAGCACUCUGGCCGUGCAUGUCUUUACCAAUGUCUCUGAAUACCUCAUAGUAAUAAUUCCUUUGAGUUCUGCAUUGAGACGUCUAUCUGUGAGUAAGGCAGAACUCCACUCGUGUGGUAUUUGUUAUUGUUACUUCAAAAAGCUGUAUGAUUAUCUAUUUUGAAGCUGUUGUCUGUUGUUUUUUUUUCUUUCUUCUUUUUGGCAGAAGUGCUCUGUUUCAAGUCACGGAGGACGAGUUUCAGGGUUGAUGUACGAAACUUAAGGGAUGGAGGGAGAAGCGUAUUUUUUAUCAGACAUUGGGUUAUGCCAAUAUUAUGAUGGUAGACUAUUGCUUUUACAGGGUAAAACCAACUGCUGUGAUAUUGUGUUCAUAUUAUCCCUUUUUCUCUACUUCUGUGUUGUGAUUUUAAUUUAAUUGCAUUUUUGUAUUGGUUACCCACUGCUUUAAUUUAUGCAUUUGUAGAAAGUUCUAGAUUUGUACAUAGUAGGUUUUUUGGAGAAAAAAAAAGAAACAAAAAAGAGCGUUUAUGUUACAGCCUUAUUUCCCACGCUUAGAUAUGACAAAGGAGUAGUUUUUAUUCUUCUUCAGCUGAAUCCUAGCCGGCAUUUCAACGUGUGUUUUAAACACUGCCAGAAACCCAGACAGAUGUUUUGCCAGCGCAGACAAAGUCAUACAGGAGCUACUUUGUCGAACGGCUGGCAAAAAAGCAGUGUGUACGUGUGCGUGUGUUUUUUUUGUAUUCUUUUGACUUUUUCAAAAAAAAAAAUGUUAUUUUAUGGGUAUUACUGCACAUCCAAAGAUUUUUAAAACAAACCAAAAAUUGGAAAAAAAAAAAUAUGUAUAAUGUUGAAAAGCACUGGCAUUUGUGAGGUAGACUUGUUGAGUUUUGAUUUGCCAUUCGCACGGGUAUAGAAUGUAGAAGGCGUAGGGCUAUGUAGGCAAGCUUACUCUACCAUGUGGGGAAUCUCCUGUUCAAUGUACAAUCUGAAGCAUUUGAAACGAGGGCUUCAAGCCCCGCUCACUUUGCUGUCUCAUGCACUGAGUGAGGUGGAGUUGAGGUUGGGCAGCCGGUCUGCCAGGGGCUGCGCCGCGGAGCUGGGUCUGUUUUUAUUGCCGUGGCGCCGCCGCCUUGCUCCAUCUAGUAUCUGUUCUUUUGGUACGUACUCGUGUAAUGACCAUAAGCAAAGUCUAAUAAAACUGCAAAGAACCUUACCAAGGAAUCCGUGUGUGUGAGUGUGUACGGGGACGAUCACUUGGGUUGCUCGUCUCCUUCUCCGUCUGCGGACGCGCCACUCAGAUGUCAAGUGCUGCUGAGGCGUGCGAGUUUGACUGAAUGUGUGCUCGUUUGCAUGCGUCUCUUUAGUGUGUUCUUGUAAAAACGUGUUUUCGUGCUGCGUAUUGUCGAGCUGUUUGCCGGUGCGUAUGCAUGUCCGUGGCUGAUUGCUGCAUAUCCCAACAGGAGGCCUCGGGGUUGAUCGGAGGCCCCGCUGUUAGUACUGUUUCCUUCUGUCAUGCUCAGACAACGCAGAGUCUCCACAGGCCCAAGGUCGUCACCGAAACGUCCAUGACAGAUUUAAUCAGGGUGUUAUGCAGUCGUAACGUCAUGUAGGAUGGAGAGUGUGGAAGUUCCUCUGCAAAGUUCAGGCUCUUGCCUUUCAGUGACAAAGGCCUGAUUUAAUGAAGGAGUUGGAUGAUGCAGUGUGGACCUACGUUUUCCUGUCUUCGCAUUAUCUGUUAUUUAAUUUGUUCAUAAGGAGUUCCCAUGUGAUGGGUAGCUUGGCUACAAGUCUCAUAACAAUACUGCAGCGCCUAAGACAAUCAUCUGGAUCUCUAACACUGGGGAACUAGUUUCUCGCCCGCAGAGGGGUGUCCUCCAGCUAUUCAUACACAAAGAUGCUUGAAGGGUUUUGAUAAACAAGCAUAUUUGUUGUCAUAGACAUUUAGGAACAGAUUACAGUAGAAGUUCAUUUUGCACUCGCAUUUCAAAAUGAAAUCUCAUUGCUCUUGUCAGCCUUGUGCUCUUACCAACCUUGUUAUCUAUUUCUUUUGAUUUCCUUCUCAAUUCACAAUGCUUCUUCUUCAGUUUUCAGUCUGCUGUGUGCGUGUGUGCGGGCGAAUGUGCGUGCGUGUGUUUGUGUGUGCGUGCGUUUGGGCCAGAGAGGGAAUACUGUUAGUGUUACUCUCAGAUGUAUAACUCCACGUCUCAUGACUUGAUUUGUCAUUGCUGUUUCCCAGGCUUUGCUACUGCUUUCUCAGUGCCGUGCAAUAUCAUCUGUUGUGAUUGCUAAGCAAAUGAUAAAAAAAAAAGAAAGAAAAUUGAGAAGCAAGUGAUGAUGUCAUCCAGCUUUUUUCAGUGUUCAAAUGUUUCAACAUUUCUGUAGUCACAAAAAGUAGAAAAUAAACUGUUGGUAUUUCCAGCUUCUGAA
Molecule: messenger RNA, 7106 nt
Organism: Mugil cephalus (flathead mullet)
Lineage: Eukaryota; Metazoa; Chordata; Actinopteri; Mugiliformes; Mugilidae
Gene: onecut1
Product: one cut homeobox 1
Exons: 2
Coding region: 461-1822 (453 amino acids)
Biological process (GO): regulation of transcription by RNA polymerase II
Cellular component (GO): nucleus
Molecular function (GO): RNA polymerase II cis-regulatory region sequence-specific DNA binding; DNA-binding transcription factor activity, RNA polymerase II-specific
Source: RefSeq, a predicted model, not a curated record